Glarea lozoyensis ATCC 20868 is the source of this 1344-nucleotide messenger RNA. RefSeq names its product CofD-like protein. Gene Ontology annotation, molecular function: LPPG:FO 2-phospho-L-lactate transferase activity. NCBI's taxonomy places the organism in Eukaryota, Fungi, Ascomycota, Leotiomycetes, Helotiales, Helotiaceae. Bases 1 to 1344 code for a protein of 447 amino acids. The record is from RefSeq and is a predicted model, not a curated record. The transcript is spliced from 3 exons.
AUGAACUCGAAUAGACGUCAUAUAGUUGUGUUUUCUGGUGGGAGCGCGGCGAAUAGUUUGGUUGAUGUUUUUGGGAAGAUUGCGGGUGGGAGGGGAGGCCAGUUGAGUUACAUUAUUCCAAUCUCGGAUAAUGGUGGAAGCUCGAGUGAGUUGAUAAGAGUAUUUGGAGGGCCGGGUAUUGGGGAUGUGAGGAGUCGCCUCGUCCGUCUCAUCCCCACCUCAUUAGAUCCCCAAAACGAAGCCAUCCGCACAUUCUUCAACCACCGCCUCUCCUCCACCCCAACCCUCGCCGAACAAGAAUGGCAAAGCAUAGUCCUUGGAACACACUUCCUCUGGACCUCAAUACCCUCUCACAAAAAAGAACUAAUCCGCUCCUUCCUCAAUAAUCUUAACCUCGAAAUCGUCAAGAGAGCCCGUCCAUCCAGCAUUUUCAACUUCCAAUCCGCAUCCGUCGGAAACCUCUUCCUCACUGGCGCUCGUCUCUUCGUUGGCUCCUUUGAAUCAGCCAUUUACCUCCUAGGCGCCAUAACUUCCGUCCCUCAAAACGUUUCCGUCAUCCCUGCUAUCAACUCCAAUUUCUCUCAUCACAUCUCCGCCGGCCUAACAGAUGGUACCGUCAUCGUCGGCCAGAAUGAAAUCUCCCAUCCCUCAGCACCAACCUCCGCUCCAGCUGUAUCCCCACACGCCCGUCGUGUCUCCCUAGCUACAGACAUCGAAGACGCAAAUCUCCCCGGCACCCACCCAACACUACGAAAGCAAAACAUCACAUUCGCUAAAUCCGACACACCUGACCUGCCAUCACCAAUUCAGAGGAUCUGGUACAUAAAUCCUUACGGCCAGGAAAUCCGACCAACACCCAAUCCAAAAGUACUAGAUGCCAUCUCCGCCGCCGGUGUAGUCAUUUACAGCAUCGGCAGUCUAUACACCAGUAUCCUCCCCUCCCUAGUCCUCAAAGGCGUCGGCGAACGCGUUCGCAGUGCAGAAUACAAAAUCCUCAUCCUAAACGGCUGUAUCGACCGCGAAACUCGCAGUUUAUCCUCCGGAGACUUUACCGCAAAAGACUUCAUCAAGGCGAUUGGGCAGGCGUGUAAAGCCGAGGAAGAGAUUCAGGAGAGCGAGUAUAGGGAGUAUGUUAGUCACGUGGUACAUCUUCAGGGGGAGGGCACGCCGAGGGUGGAUAAGAGUGAACUUGCGGGAUGGGGAAUUGAGACGGUGAGGUUGUAUGGGCGGAAGAUGGGGGGUGGGGGCAUGGUUUAUGAUGGGAUGGCGCUGGGGCAGGCUUUGGAGGCUGUGCUUGGACGGGGGGAGAGGGAGAGGGGGAGGAGGAAUACGCUUGAGCGGUAG